UGACGCGCUUUGCUGAUAUGCUGCUGAAGGCAGUAAAAGGGACUCGGUUCGACACUCAGAAGCUCGCUGUCGCACUCAAACUUUAUUGUGCAGAGCAGUUUGUCAGCAUGUCAUUGGGUCAAAGCCUACGCAGAAUCCCAGCCACGGUUCUGGGCUCCAUGACGUUCGGGGGGCGCGCGGACGCGGACACGAGCGCGAAGAUGGUGAGGGUGUUUUUGGAGCGCGGGCACAGCGAGCUGGACAGCGCGUUCAUGUACACAGACGGGGAGGCGGAGACUCUGAUCGGGGCGAUGCAGCUUCCUCCGGCGGUUCGAAUUUCCACCAAAGCGAACCCCUGGGACGGUAAGACGCUGAAGCCGGAGAGCGUGUGCUCUCAGCUGGAGACGUCGCUCAAGAGGCUGCGCGCUCAAAGCAUCGACAUUUUCUACUUACAUGCUCCAGACCAUGAGAACCCUAUCCUGGACACGCUGAGAACCUGCAAUGAGCUGUACAAAGAGGGAAAGUUUAAAGAGUUCGGCUUAUCCAACUACGCCUCGUGGGAAGUAGCUGAAAUCCACUCCAUCUGCAAACACAACAGCUGGGUCCUUCCCACCGUCUACCAGGGCAUGUACAACGCUAUCACGCGACAAGUGGAGACGGAACUGCUGCCAUGUCUGCGACACUUCGGUAUGCGCUUCUAUGCAUACAAUCCCCUGGCAGGAGGCCUGCUUACCGGAAAAUACCAGUACGAGGAUAAAGAUGGUGCUCAGCCUUCAGGACGCUUCUUUGGAGAUGCACGGGCUGCUGUUUACAGAGACAGCUGGAACACCUGCACAAGUCUGUACAACAGAGUCCUACAGAGACACAGGAGCAUCUAUUUGUCUCACAGGCACUCCCUCUGCAACCACAGUGUAUCACAUGCAGAACAGUGUCAGGGGCUGGAUUUCUUGUCAUCCAUGUCACUUGUAGAUUUCCAUCUUCCAGAUGCCAACCAUAUCCAGCGGGAGAUGGAGCGCCAAUGUUUUGUUUCACACAUGACCUCAUGAUUGCAGCCUGAUAAUUUGCCCUUUUGCAGUGCUGGUGGAGGGCAUCACUUGUUGGGGGGAUAGAUAAUUCUGGCAAGGCUGAUGAUGCCAUACAGAAAGCCUUGUACCUAGCCUCAUUGAUAUUUUCUGCAGCUGGCUGAUCGUACAGAUGGCAUACAUAUUUGCAAAGUAAUGCAAAUGUUGAGUGGUCUAAGUUAAAGUCAGUCCCCAGAUUUUUGAAAGCCUUCAGGUAGACAUCUUUCUCACAUGCCACAGCAAAUGUCUUCCUUUUGCCUUUGCCAUAAAAGGCACUUGUGGAGUCACACCCAGUGAAUGUAUGUAUCCCAAUCAAGGCUGAACACACACUGGCUCCGAGAGCUGAUGACACCUUGGUAAUGUCAAUGAUGCGUGUCCUGUUGCCCGUCCCUGUGAAAAAGUAUAAGCUGCAUGGUAAUUCUUUCUGCAGACUCACAGCAAUGACUUGCCACAUCAGUGUCAGGGCUCUUAAUAAUGACAGUCUUGUGCUCCUGUGCAGCAUGUUGUGCAUGCAAAAACACCCUUGUGUCACAUUCUUCAUGGUCACACUGCAGGUCUUCCACAGCAUGAAUAGACUGCACACCGUCCAGUACAGUCACACAGUGACAUUGGUCUCGAUGUGUUCUGUACAAGCUGAGGUUUUUGCCCACUGCUGUAAGAUCAGCAUUUGUCCACGCAUCAUACAAGAACUCAGCAAGUGCUUCUUUAUUUGUUCCUUCAUAAGAUAUGUGCAUAUAACAAGUCUUGCGUGUCGAAGAUUUAGUUUUUUCAACAGUUUCGGCUGAGUUUUCUUCUUCGGUACUGCUGGAUGAUAGCACUGCUACUCCGGUUAGGUGGCUGCCAUGCUGCUUCUGUUUACAUAGCACAGCUGGUAGCUACCAGCUACCCGAUUCGUCCAGUCUGAUGACGUUUCAACCGUGGUACCUCUCGCGAGCCAAAGUGUUUGUAGCGUGAAUCGCGUGUGGGUGGAGCACAGAGGACGGCAGGACAGAGAUCAGGUUUGUUAACUGGCUUUAUUGCCACACUUUUCAGAGUUGCAAACAGUUUUCACUAGCGCGAGAGACACACACACACAGCGUCUCGUCCGGUUCUCCCUCUGCUCUCGCUCUCCCUCCUUAAAUAGGGCGGUUUACUGGGGAGAACACACAAAACACAGGUUAAUGACACUCAGGUGAAGCGAUUCUGCCACUUACCUUCCCCAACUCCGCCCUCCUGUCACAGACCGGUGCUUGACCACGCCCCCGCUGCCACAUACCCCCACCGCCCGACUCAGGCCGGGCGCCCGUCCGGCCCGCAGCCGACUCCCCCCCCCCCCUUGACGGGAGAGGAAGUCCGCCAUGACCAUCUGCGCCCCCGGCCUGUGGACCACCUUGAAGUUGAAAGGUUGGAGCGCCAGAUACCAACGGGUGAUCCGCGCGUUGGCAU
Neoarius graeffei (lesser salmon catfish) is the source of this 2465-nucleotide messenger RNA. RefSeq names its product aflatoxin B1 aldehyde reductase member 4-like. The transcript has 6 exons. The coding region runs from base 18 to 1025 and encodes 335 amino acids. NCBI's taxonomy places the organism in Eukaryota, Metazoa, Chordata, Actinopteri, Siluriformes, Ariidae. The record is from RefSeq and is a predicted model, not a curated record.